Daldinia decipiens is the source of this 1228-nucleotide messenger RNA. RefSeq lists its product as uncharacterized. The transcript is spliced from 2 exons. The record is from RefSeq and is a predicted model, not a curated record. Lineage: Eukaryota; Fungi; Ascomycota; Sordariomycetes; Xylariales; Hypoxylaceae. Bases 494 to 1228 code for a protein of 244 amino acids.
CUUUUAACAACCCGAACGACAGGGGCUAGACGCCGCCGGAUGCAGCCAUCGUCAGCCAAGCUAACCCAUCUAAAGGUACUUGGGGACUGAGAUCUCCCUCCGGCUUACUGCACGUUCUAGACUCUUUAGAUCCUCAAGACCCGGUCCAACGUCAUCUCGGUACUGGCUCUCACAUUACUUGGUCAGUCAUGAAUCAUUCGCACGGUAGCUCGGCUGGGCUUAGCUAAACGAUACCUAUGUCACAUUGACCUGAUGCAAACUUCGAAGGGAAAAAUUAACCGACUUUUGCUGUGCCGUUUUGUGUGGUUGAGAAGAAUUGGAGUGUAGUCCGUUCAGCUAAGGCGUAGGCUAAGGCUGAAUACUUGAAUACGAUAGUCAUGGCAGCCAUAGCAGUGAAAAGGAAAUGCAUAAAGGAAGGGUAUGGUCAUUCCUUACAUGUGCGAGUUUGUAGAGAAGAGUUUGUGAUACUAUAAUCUGGUUUCCUGCCGAUUUCAUGGAUGCUCCACCACCUAUCCCGCCACGCCCAUCCGGGUACGAGCUCCGGGGUCCGGUGAACCCUUCUUUGCCUCCCCGGCCGAGUCCGUCUGGACAGCAACAAUUCCGACAGGUUCCUGGUGUACCACCACCGCCAACACGACCGCAUACAGUACGUCAGCCAAUGACAUGGGGACCAUUAUCAAAUCUUGACGGCACGGCGACACCACUAAUGGUGGCCCUAUUGGCUGCCUUCUUCGCCAGUCUCGACUCCCGAGGGAAAUCAAACCUAGUCCCGAAUGUCAUGUUCCAACCAGAAGACUUAGCAGACUUCGAGCUGAAGGCUGCAUGCGAAGCAUGGUCCUUUGAACACCGCGUCGCCGUGCGCAACCCUGGACGCCCACAGCUUCCAUACGGUGGAAUGCCAAUGCUUACACUGCGGGGUUUCACGGAUAUGAUGGCCGUCGAACACGCGGCUGACCCGGAGCUCGCGUGGCGCGGUAUCAAUGCAGCAUUACGCUACUAUGACGUCUGGACAGAGCUUGGCCCCCUGCCGCGCGAGUGUCUACUUCCCGGACCGGGUCCUCCGAUAGAAGUCCAGCGCCGCAUCGAGCAAGCCGGGGCGCGCACCCGGAGGACGGCGGCCGAGAGAAUCGAGGCGAACCGAGUCAAGCAUGCGCUGCAGGCGCAGGGCCGUAGGAAUGCUGAAGAGUUGGCUGGUGAUUAUUACUACGUUAGGAGGGACUACUGCUGA